ACUGUGGAUUCCGGCACCAAGGCUUUAAAAUUUCUGGGUUGGCAUGAAGAGGGCCUAAUCGAUCCAAAUCACCAAUCUGUUCCUCGAAACAUUCAUCAGGAAGUUGAGGUGAAUAUGAUAAUCACGGAUUACGGUAUGCCUGGAAUGACCGGAUAUGAUUUGCUCAAGGAAAUUAAGGAAUCUUCUUUUCUCAAAGACAUACCAGUUGUGAUCAUGUCAUCUGAGAAUGUUCCUUCAAGAAUAAGCAGAUGCUUAGAGGAAGGAGCUGAAGAAUUCUUUCUAAAACCUGUGAAAAAAUCAGAUAUGAACAAGUUGUCUCACAUGAUGAGAACCAAACAUCAUCAUAAUAAUAAUAACAUUGAGAAAGAAGUAGAAGGAAAAAAUCAAGAUGAGGAAUUAGUAGUAGGAGGAGAAACAGAGAAAUCAGAUAUCCAAACGCAACAGCUUCAUCAAUGCAAAAAACAGCAACAAAAGGAAAGUCAUGGAAGAAUGUCUUAA
Molecule: messenger RNA, 498 nt
Organism: Impatiens glandulifera
Lineage: Eukaryota; Viridiplantae; Streptophyta; Magnoliopsida; Ericales; Balsaminaceae
Product: two-component response regulator ARR8-like
Exons: 4
Coding region: 115-498 (127 amino acids)
Biological process (GO): phosphorelay signal transduction system; cytokinin-activated signaling pathway
Source: RefSeq, a predicted model, not a curated record